GAUUUUCAGUCGAUUUAUUUUCUUUUUGCCAAAGCAGAAACGGAAGGUUUUUAAAUUUCUUCGAGUUUGCGCAGUGAGCAUCGCGAUUGGCAGCAGCAUCAACAAACUCAAUCUCAGCAAUCAGCAUUCUCAGCUCUCAGCAGCGGACGAAUACAAACAAUACCAAGACUUUCUCGUCCGUUGAAUUUUGUAAUCAGAUUUUCUGGUCUGAGACUUUUAAAAAAUUCCAUCGAUCAAGCCUUAAUUGAGAUUAAAUAUCAUAGAACAUUCUCUCGGCCACUCCGCACUUGGCAGAAACAACAUGAGCAACCGCAUUUCCAACCUUCUUAGACGAGCAAGAAGGACAAGGCCGACGGUGCAGCCCGACGUCUAUGAGGUCAGUGACGAUUCUGCCGAUGAAGAUGUGGACGAAGAGGAGUCGGACGAGGUCACCGAACUGAGCCAAGCUUCCGGGCCCUUAAAUACAUCAUUGAACACGUCCUUUAGCCAGCAAGAGUGUUCAGUGUGUCUGUCUUCGAUUGAGUUGCCAAUUCGGUUGCCCUGCACCCACUACUUCUGCUACACCUGCGCCAAAGGACUGGCCCAGACGAGCAGGGCGUGCGCGAUGUGCCGAAGGCCGAUCCCAAGUGACUUUGUCCACGACCCAGACAAGUAUGUCGUGGGAAUCAUAAAAGAGCCAAAUCUCGAGCACGCCUGGUUCUACGAAGGGGCCAAUGGUUGGUGGAUGUACGAGCCCCGGGUUCAGUCUGAGAUCGAGGAAGCUUUUCUCAAGGGAGACCAGAAAGUGGAGGCGUUGAUCGCUGGACAUCUGUACGUCCUGGACAUGAAGGAUAAAGUCCAGUACAGAAAGGACCUCCCUUCGAAGCGCAGGCGCAUGAAGAGGGACUUGCCUUCGUCCAGCCACAAAGGCCUUGCUGGCUUGAGACAAGAAAUGCGACCCGAGUUUCCUCCUGGGAAGGAAUAGUUUUAGUUUUUGUAUUCGAAAAAGCAAGACGAAGUGAUGGGAAAUUCCUCAUCAUUGUUGAUUGUGGAUUUCCGAUUUGAUAUGUUUACUGCUUGCUCUUCGUUUUAAGGCUGACCUUGAUUUUUGACCCCUAAAUUAUUUAAACCUUGAUGAUAAUCAAUGUUUGUUCACGAGGGGGAAAUUUUAAGGAAUAUAUUAAUUUUAUUGUUGAAAAAACAAGACAAUUGCAGGAAAAAAGGAAUUAUCUUUAUCAACAAUCCUUAUUUAGCUCUCGGCUUUCUUGAUUGGUCUUAACACUUAUCACAUUUUUAAUUAAUUUUCGAUAUGUUGUUAACUUACAAAAUUGUCUUCUGCAACUUUCCCUUAUAACUCCCCAAACUCAAAAUCUUAAUCGAUUUUUUUUUUUAAUUUUAAUUC
This is a messenger RNA of Neocloeon triangulifer, 1381 nucleotides long. It is a transcript of the gene Rnf146, whose product is annotated as E3 ubiquitin-protein ligase rnf146. Bases 302 to 964 code for a protein of 220 amino acids. The transcript is spliced from 4 exons. The record is from RefSeq and is a predicted model, not a curated record. Gene Ontology annotation, biological process: Wnt signaling pathway; ubiquitin-dependent protein catabolic process. Gene Ontology annotation, molecular function: ubiquitin protein ligase activity; poly-ADP-D-ribose binding; zinc ion binding. Gene Ontology annotation, cellular component: cytoplasm; nucleus. NCBI's taxonomy places the organism in Eukaryota, Metazoa, Arthropoda, Insecta, Ephemeroptera, Baetidae.